AUGUCGUGGGACUGUGGUCUGAAGUACAUGUUCUCCGUGUCCCCUUCGUUGCAGCCGACCGGCAUGUGCAUUCUGCAUGAUAAAGAGGAGCUGUCCAGAUUGGAGAUGGUCCAGAGACUGGCCAAGGAUGGCUGCCGCUUCUUACAGAAUCACAGCAAAGGCCCUGGUAGAACAAAUGAGCCAGUCCAGAGUGACGAGGCACUACGCGUGCAGGAGCGGGGCCGCUGCGUUCUGGUUCUCCGGAGGAUGUCGUCACAGUCGGCAAGAGGAGGAGGGAAGCGGGAGGAGGAGCAGGCGGUGAGGAAGCGGAGGUACACCGUGGUGUCAGGGACCCCAGAGAAAAUCCUAGAUCACCUGCUGAAUGACCUCAGACUGGAGGAGGACAAGGCAGCCACACAGGUCAAAGACACAGACAACCUUUUGGAUGACUUUCUGCUGACCUACCCUGUGUUUAUGUCAACCAGCGAUUUAUGCCAAGCUCUUCUGGGACAUUAUUGCUGUAAGCGCUGCAGAGUGAAAGAAGACACGAAAGAGGCUCUGGAGAGAAAACAGAAAGUGGCACACCUGGUGUCGCAGUGGAUGUACCUCUGCGGGGAUUUCCUAAGGGAGGACGAGCAUGUCAAAGUGUUCAUGAAGACUUUGUACCGCUACAUGCUGGAUGACCUUUAUGAGCACCCAACCUUGGAGGGGGACGUGAGGGAGCUGCAGAAGCUCUACCAGCUGCAUUGCAGACACACUGUGGAGGAAUAUUCCCCGCAAAGAAAGAGCAAAACACUUCUCCAUCAAUUCAGUCUAAAAGAGAAUGGAAUCCUCUCCAGGAGCGCACACAGAAAGACCAAGGAAGUUUACUGUGUAUGUUCUUGUUUAGUGUCAUGUCAUGUGUAUAUCACGAUGGACUCCUACCUGAGCAUGAGAGUCCAUCCUGGGGUUGUGGCACAGGAGGUGUUACAAACAGUGGCUGAGAGGAUGGACUUUUCCCAGGAUGAACUUGUCCUGGUGGCCGUCACUUAUCCUGGAGGCAGACUUCUCCUGCAGCCACAUGACACACUUUUCUCCUCUUUCCUACGGCCGGUUGGAAGACUGCAUGUUUGUAAAAAGGACCUGGGUGAAGUCCUGAACCCGUUUACAGAAAACUCAAAACUACAACAGAGGGCUGCCCGCAUGCUUAGUUUAAACACAUGGGAUAUGGCUGUUGCUCUUAGCAACACUGACUGGACAAUAUUUCAUUCCAUUCACGAGCAAGAGUUGAUCUACUUCACGUUUAGGCGCAAUGCCAGCGGUGGCUACACAGCGGCGCUAGACUUGAUACUUCAACGCUGCAACGAGAUCCAACUGUGGGUGAUGACUGAAGUGCUGUUGUGCACGACGCUCUGUCAGAGAGUACAGCUGAUCAAGAAGUUCAUCAAGAUUGCCUCCCACUGCAAAGCACAGAGGAACCUCCACUGUUUCUUUGCUAUUAUAAUGGGCUUGAACACUGCUGCGGUCAGUCGCCUCAAUCAGACUUGGGAGAAAAUUCCUGGGAAAUUUAAAAAGCUGUUUUCCGAGCUGGAGAGCAUCACAGAUCCCUCACUGAACCAUAAGGCCUACAGAGACAUUUUCAAGAAGAUGAAGGCACCAAAGAUCCCCUUUCUUCCUUUGUUACUUAAAGAUAUCACAUUCAUUCAUGAAGGCAACAAAACAUUUCAUGAUAAUUUGGUAAAUUUCGAAAAACUGCAUAUGAUAGCAGACACAGUGCGCCUCAUCAGACAGUGUCAAAAGGAUCAUUUAGGAAAUGGCAUAAGACCAAAGAGCAGUGCAGAAGUGCGAGCUUACAUGGAUAACCUUCAUAUAAUUGACAAUCAGCAGACCCUGUUUGAACUGUCUCACAGACUGGAGCCUCGGACUUGA
Messenger RNA from Nerophis lumbriciformis (worm pipefish), 1887 nucleotides. NCBI's taxonomy places the organism in Eukaryota, Metazoa, Chordata, Actinopteri, Syngnathiformes, Syngnathidae. The record is from RefSeq and is a predicted model, not a curated record.